Molecule: messenger RNA, 412 nt
Organism: Drosophila rhopaloa
Lineage: Eukaryota; Metazoa; Arthropoda; Insecta; Diptera; Drosophilidae
Exons: 2
Coding region: 67-306 (79 amino acids)
Source: RefSeq, a predicted model, not a curated record
UAUAAAUGGACGGUAUGACUCAAACUGACAAUACCAGCGUUCAAUCGCCAUCAAGUGAAGUCUACAAUGCGGUUCUCGGUUCUAAUAGUCGUGUUUGUGCUUCAGGUGCAUACUUUAAUGGCCAUAUUGACUCAUUUGGCGGCCAUUAAAGGUAGACUUAUUAAUUCUACCGGGAAUGCAAUCAGUAAGGCCGGCUCAACGAUGUAUAAAUUGGGAUCUCUAGUUGAGAUUUUUGGCGACACACAGCAGCAAACUUCACCACCUGAGGUAUUGGACCCUUUUCAUAAUCUAAAUGACUUUCCCUAAGAGUUAUUAAGAGAAUUAAAUACAGUAAAGAAAGCUAUUUCCACCCUCUGCUAUGCGGAUUUAGUCCCUUAUAUUAAAAAUAAAUUACCUUCAAUUUUGAAUUCCA